This is a messenger RNA of Acanthoscelides obtectus, 1134 nucleotides long. The record is from the annotation of a GenBank genome assembly. Lineage: Eukaryota; Metazoa; Arthropoda; Insecta; Coleoptera; Chrysomelidae.
CCGGGAAAAUGUUCGAGACACGUAGCGACAGCUCGUCCCCUGUGUACAGUCAACUGUCACCAAGUCAAUCGCAUUAUGAACAAUCGUCCAAGUUGAUGGACUUGACCAACAAUUCUGGUGAAAAGUAUGUUAGUUCAGUGAUACCCCACCAACAAGACGAGUAUGUAGUGUUUAACGGUUACAACCCUUACCCUCCGUAUCCUUAUUACAACGAGUACGAUGACAGAAAAGUGCCUUCUCCAGCUUACAACAAUUUGGAGUAUACACAAGCGUACAUCAAGCAAGAACCUGUUGAAGACCCACCGAUGUUGAAGACGCGGACCAAUAGCAGGAAAAGAAAGAAUACAGACGGUGACGUAGAAAACUCCUACAGCAAAUCCAAGUCCAGAAGAAAAGCUGCACAAAGUUACGAGGACCUUCAAACACAACGAGUAAUGGCAAAUGUCAGAGAAAGACAAAGGACGCAAAGUUUGAACGAAGCAUUCGCAAGCUUAAGAAAGAGUAUACCAACGUUACCGUCGGAUAAGCUAUCUAAAAUUCAAACUCUGAAGUUGGCAGCUAGGUAUAUAGACUUCUUGUACCAGGUGUUGUCGACGUCGACUCCUGAGUUACCUGGUGAUGGAGAUGUGCUGGGAAAUGUUUGUUCGUAUACGGCGCAUGAGAAGUUGUCCAGGGCGUUCAGUAUGUGGAGAAUGGAGGGAGAUUGGAACACGCAAUUAUAGCAGGAGUGAGCGAUGAAACUGCAUUUCUGUGUAAAUGAAACUGCAUACCUGUGUAAGACAUCUACUGAAAGCAGGGAACAAUUUUCGUGCACUAUGCGACGGAAAGUCGCAUUAGUUUGAGCCAGGUUACCAAGAAUUUAUGUAUGUACUUAAAUGCCUAGUGAUAUUCAUGUAUACUUCUGUAGUAUUCGCACUAUUUUCAGACAACCUACCUUCAUUUACCAUCAAAGUCACCUCUACAAGCACACGGUCGACAAAGAGUCAUAAAACCUGAUUUGUUCAAACUUCCGGUCACCAAAGUUGCUAGUUAUACAAGGUGUCCAAUUAAUACCACAACAAACUUAAGGAGAAUAUAGGCUUUGAACUGAUCUCCCAAAUUACAAAAACUUACCAUUACAAAAGUUUCACCGUU